Messenger RNA from Magnolia sinica, 1116 nucleotides. RefSeq lists its product as uncharacterized. Lineage: Eukaryota; Viridiplantae; Streptophyta; Magnoliopsida; Magnoliales; Magnoliaceae. The record is from RefSeq and is a predicted model, not a curated record. The transcript has a single exon. Bases 1 to 1116 code for a protein of 371 amino acids.
AUGCGCCGCAAGUUCCAGUACAAGGUCUUGAAGUCUAACAAGCUGAUAUAUACGAUUGGCUGCAUUGCAGAAAACUAUACUUGGAGGAUGCACGCUUCAAAACUUAACGGCAUAGGGAUGUUCAAGAUCAAGACAUACAACUCGAAGCAUACAUGUACCACGUCGUUUGAGGCGAUACACGAAUCUGAGACCACGAUCGCGGAUAACCGUACCGAUAUAGUGACCUCGAAGAGGAAGGAGAGAGAUCAUCGCCAAGCCACCAGUUUGAUAAGCAGUGAGUUUGGCGUCGGUUGUAUGAGCUCAGGGCUGACCUGCACGGCAAAGGAAAUUCAAUAUCGUAUGAGUGAGAUGUACGGUGUUGAGAUCAGUUACAAGAAAGUGUGGAAGGGUAAAGAGAUAGCAACCAAACAAGUCUUGGGAUCCUACGAGGGUUCUUAUAAUGAGCUCCCGAUAUAUCUUCACGAGUUGGAAAAGGCCAAUUUAGGGACUGUGACGGAGUUGCAGGUGAAUGAGGGGACAAAUAGUUUCGAACGAUGCUUUAUUAAGCUUGAGCAGUGCAUCAAAAGCCUAAUUUUACAUGUUCGGAGGGUGUUGUGUGUUGAUGUUGCACAUUUAACAGGAAGGUACAAGGGCGUUCCCUUCAUGGCUACUGCAUUGGAUGGAAACAAUCACAUCCUCCCUGUGGCGUAUGGGAUCGGAGAAUCUGAGAACAAUAGUAGUUGGAGGUGGUUCUUUGGGAUUUUAUCCAAGAUAAUCGGGAAUCUUCCAGGACUAGUGAUAGUGUCAGAUCGUCACAAAGGAUUAGUUAGUGAAGUCCCUAACAUGUUCCCGCAGGCGAUCCAUGGAUAUUGUGCUCAUCACAUACUUGGAAACAUGAAGAAGGCAUGUUCAGAUGAUUCUAUGAGGGAAUACUUUUGGGGUGCUGUUAAGACAUACCGGACAUUAAUGUUUUGGGAGAUGAUGCGAUGCAUUCAAAUGUUGAAUCCCAUAGUGUAUCAGUUCCUCAAUGGUAUAGAAAAAGAAAGAUGGGCGACCGCUUUCUUUCCUGGCAUGCGAUAUAACAUCGUCACCACCAACAUUAUGGAAAGCAUGAAUGCAUUUUUUGUAAAUGCAUGA